Messenger RNA from Patiria miniata (bat star), 7655 nucleotides. Its product is annotated as tuberin-like. The coding region runs from base 280 to 6261 and encodes 1993 amino acids. The transcript has 39 exons. Lineage: Eukaryota; Metazoa; Echinodermata; Asteroidea; Valvatida; Asterinidae. Gene Ontology annotation, cellular component: TSC1-TSC2 complex; cytoplasm; nucleus. Gene Ontology annotation, molecular function: GTPase activator activity. Gene Ontology annotation, biological process: regulation of cell cycle; positive regulation of GTPase activity; regulation of small GTPase mediated signal transduction. The record is from RefSeq and is a predicted model, not a curated record.
UCCACUUGACAACAGCAACAGCAGCGGUGGAUGCCUUCAGUUCACAGCUAUUGCAGUGCAACACUCGUCGUGUUGACUUCGACUUCCUUUGCUAAAGGGCGAACCUGUUGUACAGACCAUCAUUUGCAACGACACCAGAGGUGAUUCUGCAUUCCUCCAGAAGCUUCAAAUCAGCACGGGCUUAAGCUUGGUUUCCAGCGCUGUAUGGACAUUUGGGGACGCCAAGUCAACUAUAGCAAAUUCUGAAAUCUUUUGUGAGCCUGUGUGUUAAACUUCUCAAUGGCUCGUCCAGCUUCCAAAGAAAGCUUCAAGCAGAGGAUUACCAGCAUCUUCCGCAGGAAGGAAAGUGCUAACAUUCCCAAUGUAGCAACCGAGUCCAGAUUUGAGGAGUUCCUCAUUACUCCAGCUCUACUCAAGGAGAUUCACAGGGAGAGUCCGUUCAGUCAAAGGGUCAAAGCAGUAAGAGAUCUAUGUGAAUUGGUGACGACCAAAAGACUGGAAGAUAAUGGGAUUGAAGCUCUGUGGGCAGCAACAGCAGAUUUCCUGGAGCCUCAGGUUCCAAUGGAACACAGACACCUCAUGUUGACAUUUAUGAAAUGUAUCAUUGUUGGUCAGAAUGAAAGGCUUGAGCUCAUGAGGGCAGUAUUCUUCGAGGUUAUCAAGAAGCACUCAAUCUUUGAAGAUCUGCCUCAAAGAUUGGAUGUCUUGAAGUCACUCAGCGCCAAUGGUAAAAACCUGCUUCACUUUGAGGAGGACAUGGGACCAUUCCUAUUGGCCUGGAUGCCUGAUGUUAUCAGUUAUGGCAUGACUGCUGAGUUUUUAGGUCUUCUUGUCAAUGUCUUCAAGUUCAACUCCUGUUACCUUGAUGACCACAUUGUGUCUGGACUUGUAAGGCAUACGUGUACAGUGUGUAGUCGUACAGGUCGUGAAUAUGACAUUGAGCAGUCUUUGAAGGUCUUGGAAGCUGUGGUUUGUUAUAGCUGUCUACCUACAGAUGCACUCUACAACUUUGUGACAGCACUGUGUAGGACGGUUGGAGUGCAGGAAUUUGCUCAGGCCAGUUGGAAGUUGAUGCGAAAUCUGUUCGGAACUCAUCUAGGUCACAGUGCAAUCUAUACAAUGUGUAGUAUCAUGGAGAAUGGGCAGAACCAAGGCGAUGUAAUUCUACUCAGAGGAGCAGUGUUCUACGUUGGUAUGGCACGUUGGGGAUCAAUGAGAGUGCAGUCACUCAAACACAACUUCACCUCUGUCCUACCAUCAUUCCUGAAGGCUUUACGUUGCAAGCAUCCCACAGUAGCAUAUGAAGUGACUCUUUCCCUUCAGCGAUUGGUCAAGAAAUAUGGCAAGGACAUGCAGCCUGUCACUUGGGACAUUGUGCUGGACAUUAUUGAGGACCUCUUCAGAAACAUACAGAUCUAUUCUACCCAUGAGCUUUUGCCUGAUGAUCUUCACGAUCUGUUGACGACAACCGAGCUGCUUCAUGAGAGUAAAUCAUUCAGUGGUUCUGCUUCCAGGCUGUUUGGUAUUGUUGAGGAGUUUGCUAACAUUAGACCGGAGAGUUCCGUCCUGACAUUGGUGUCAUUCCGAGCCCAGUCCAUCCAUCCUACCAAAGUUGAUUGGAUUCAGAACCUUCAAGGAUUGAUGGAUAGUUAUUUCAGAACUGAAGACCGUACAGCAAUCAGGGAAGCAGCACUGCGCGUCUUGUCAUCAGUUCUCAGCUCCACAAGUCACCUGUAUGAGGAUGACUUGAUUGAGAUGGUUGUCUUGCCUCAGCUUGGCCACAUCUCUGAGGAUCCCGACCCUGUCGUCCGUCAAGCUGCUGUUCAUCUUUUGAUGGACGUGGCUCAAGUUUGCCAAACUCAUCGCUGUGUGGACAUACUGGACAUUAUACAGAAGGUUGUCAUGAGACCCAUGCACACCGAAGCAAGUCUUGGUAUCACCUUAGAGCCAACUGAUACAUCCAAGAAUCUUGUCCCGCAUCAGAGAGUCGCUGAGACAGAUGAAGAUCUUGUAGAUAUCAAAGCAGCUGUGCUCAGUCUCAUGGAGCUCUUCAGGUCUAAGUUGUAUCGUCUACCAUCCAAUCAUUGUGUUCUUGCUUUUGAGCUGUUAGUGAAGCAUAUGCAGGCACAGUACCAGCAUACAUUCAACUCAGUCACAGCUCGGACAAUCAGACUCAUGGUAUUUGAGUAUCUUCUCAUGCUUCGUUCAGACAGCAUGUAUCACAUCGGUCUUCCAGACAAAGAUGGAAACAUCAGAUACAGCUCCUACGUCCUCUGUGAUUACAAACUUGAGAUGGAUAUCACUGGUAAGACCUCCCCACCUUCAGUUUGUGCAUCUCCUCCCAUCGUGGAACGUUUCUGUAAGACAACCUUCAUUCCCUUUGCUGAUGCUUUCAAGGUUAUCACGACCUGCUUGAAAUAUGAGACAGACUGGCACGUACUGAACAAGGUGUCACAGAGUUUGGCUAAAGCCCUGCAGAAUAGAACGCUGGUCCUAGCAUCCAAUGCAAACUUGGAUUUGCUGUGUUUGACACUCUGCACUAUGGUUGAUGAUAAAAGUCACAUUCGCCGACUGCAUCACACACCGCAGACAUUCACUAGAGCUGAUUUCUAUGUUGGAGUGUAUCGUGUUCUGACAGCCCUAGUGCCUUACCACACUCAACUUGAGAACAGACGACAGGUUGACCUUAUCAAAUGUCUGGAGGCUGGGCUGAAGCUGAAGUGUGCCCAACAAUGCGUAGAUGGGCUAACGCUGUGCGUCAUGGAAAUGCAAAAUACAAUGGUCAAAAUACUGCCCUCUAUCAUCCUGGAGAUGUCUAAGAUGUCAGCCACUCCUAACAUGGCCAUCCCUGUCUUGGAGUUCCUAUCAAGUUUGAUUUGGUUUCCGCAUCUAUAUACCAGUUUUGUAGAGAACCAGUAUAUGAGCAUCUUUGCUGUGGCGUUACACUAUACCAACCCCUUCAAGUUUUCAUUGUAUGUAGUGUCGCUGGCUCAUCACGUCAUUGCAAUGUGGUUUAUCAAAUGCCGUUUGGCAUUCCGCAGAGAGUUUGUUAAUUGUAUUACAAGGGGGCUUAGAGCAAGUUCACCUAAGAUGUCAUUAGACAGUCCGGGACGUGUUAAACUACGUAGAAGCAGCAGCUUGACUGAGAAAACUAGCCAGUUGUCGAAGAAAGAUGGUGGUAAAUCCCAAGAGAAAACUCAGGAAUCUGAGCGUGCGAGUACUGAGAUACUGAGUGAGUUACACUCAUUACUCACUGAGGGAUGUCUUGACAUGAUGGCUAGAUAUGCACAUUCCAACUGCACUACAGUACCAAAGAGGUCCCCUGUCGCAGAAUUUCUCCUGGCUGGUGGCCAAUCACAGUCCUGGCUGCUUGGCAAUAAGAUCAUCACCAUAACAACAAGUGGUGGAAGUUCCAGAAUGCAGAAGAACGGGAUUUGUGAGAAGUGCCAAUCGCUCAUCAAACUUGAAACUGGAGAGGAUCCAAAGCAGUGCAGCACAGAGAGCUCUACCAUCUGGAAGUCAGGGGAAUCCAGCAAAUCUGUUGAUGAGCCUUCUGGGGAGCAGCUGGCUCUGUCCAAGGGGUUUCUCAGAAGGCAACGGUCCAAGUCUGGAGAGAAAUCAUCAAGUCAUGGGACUACUUCUCCAUCCUCAUCCCCACUUCCCACUGACAAAUCCAAAUCCUUUGAGUAUAAUGCCCCACCAACUCCUGAGAAGUCUGUGUCUGAGACACGAGGAUCUCGUGCCAAUAGUCCACCGCCUCCCAAGUCUGGAAGAACCAGCGGUGAUAGCCACAAGUCUAAGUCUGGAGCAGCAAGUCCUGGUAGUACAGGCCGGGCUGGUUCUCCAGUAGUAGGUGAAUUGAAGCCCCAAGCAGAGACAUCUAAGGAGUUUAUGGAACGAGUUCAAGCAUCAUUACAUGAGAGAGCAGAGUCUUCAGCUGCCAAACUAUCCUCACUUAAUGUCUAUCAGUGCAACUGUUGGUGUCAGGGGUGGGCUGAGGUGUACGUGAGACGUCCAACUGGCAACACAUCAUGGAUUAUGAGGAUUGAGAAUGGGGGCGCCCUUCUCCCAACUACGCAGGACUUCCCAUUGGCAGAUAUCUCUUCACUCUUGCUGCGUAAUCGAGAGCUGGAUUUAGAGAUCGAUGCCAUUGAGUUUGAGGAGGAUGAUGAUGAUAAAGAUGAUACAGAAGAGAUGAUACUUGAGGGAGAUGGCAAGAUGGGAUCACAGGAGAAGGAUGUGGAGCAUAGCAACCAAUCAGUUGCGAAGCAACAAGCUAACAACCUUUCCCCUACGACCCCUGACCUUCAUGUUAGCGGAGAGUCAGCUGGCAUUAAUGAUGUUGGUGAUGAAACUCAGUUCUUCCCUCCAGUAAUGGUACCGUUGCCAUUUGGUUCGGGGCCUGCCAUAGUAGUUGAUCCUUCGUUUAUCUACCACGGCAGCAGUUUUUCUGAUGAUGGUGAUGAGGAUUUCAAGUUUUCCAAGCCCAAGCUAGGUCAAUCUCCUCAAGUGCACCAUGGAAUAUCCUACUUCCCAGGAUACACUGCAGCACACACAGAUACUGAAGACCAGAGUGUCGACAUGGCAACAGUCAUUGAAGAUGCAACCACUGAUCUGGAAAACAUCACUGAGUUAGUGGAAGAUCCUACAACCGACCGUAGAAUCUUUCCACGAUCUAGCUCAUGUCCAAAUAUCAUGGAGACCUUGACAUCAACAGGAUCAGCGGAAGCAGAGACAGAGGAUCCUGAUGAGUUGAGCACAUCACCAAGGACUGUAGUCAAGAGCUUCCAACAGAAGCAAGCUCCUAUCUCUAGCUCCUACAAAGAGAUGUCUAUACUUGAGCAAAGACUGCUUCUUCAGGACAGCGCUUUUGGGAGUGCAUGUAAAGACAGUGAUGCUCACCCCACUGUAAACGUCCAAGAAACCACAAAUCAAGAAGGUGAAUCAAAACUCCAAGAUGCUGUGGACUUGAUGAAUAAAGACUUGCUCCAAACUGAAGUGGUAUCAACAGCUGCUGCCACUUCAUCAGCAAAGUUUUUAGUGCCACCUGAUGAUGUCUCACCAUAUACUCCAGACCAGACUCAACGGCGUGGAGGACAAAAGAAACCAAGACCUGUGUCUUUACCUCCACAAACCAAUGGGGAGGAGUUACAAAUACAUGUAGCUACAUCAGAUACCAAGAAACAGACUUAUGUUGGAGUGGAUGCCUUAAAAAGGCAACAGCGAACAGAGCUACAUUCGGUGGGACGUCCUAGAGGCCACACAGUAGCUUCCAUGGUGUCAUCUGCUUCCAAUGAGGAAUAUACAGGAAGAAGACGAAGAACUUCUGAGAACAGACCAAGGGUGAUGAACAGAACGGGGCUCAGUCCAAGUUUUAUCUUUCUUCAGAUCUACUAUUCGCCGAUGUUUUCUGAUGACACAGAAAGACCAAUGGCUCUCCCCUUAUCACAGGUGACUCAGCGGGCAGUCAAGGUACUAGACAGAAUUCCACCCUAUGACACACACAAGAUAGGAGUGUUGUACGUAGGAUCAGGCCAGACAAAAGACCAGACAGCCAUCUUAUCUAAUGUCUACGGAUCAACUCGUUAUGUAGAGUUCCUUCGAGGUCUUGGUAGGUUGAUAUCACUGAAAGACGUCUCUCCUAACGAGGUGUACACCGGUGGUCUAGAUCAUCAAGGAAGUGAUGGCAAGUUUGCUUACUGGUGGCACGAUGAUAUAAUGCAAGUAAUUUUCCAUGUGGCAACUCUGAUGCCCAAUAAGGAAUCAGACCCGACUUGUAACUGCAAGAAACUUCACAUUGGUAAUGACUUUGUGUCCAUUGUGUACAACGAGAGUAAAGAACCAUACCAGCUGGGAACAAUCAAGGGCCAGUUCAACUUUGCAGAGAUUGUCAUUGAACCACUAGAUAGUGAGAGCAAUCUGGUCACAGUCCAAGCCAAACAAGACUUGGAGGCAAUGAUUGGAAGCCGUGGUCCGCGGAUGAUCACCAACAAGAACCUGCCACUGUUAGUGCGUCAGAUGGCACUACAUGCCAAUCUUGCUUCUCAAAUCUACCAGAGCCAAAUGCGAGGCAGCUUGGCUGAAGCUUACACCUCUAAUUGGCUGGAAAGAUUGCGUCAAAUCAAACGUCUUAGAGGCAAAAUCUCCCAGGGGGCUCCCUCCAAUACGUUAGCAGCAAUGGCAGCCACGUCGUCUCUUAGACAUCAUGAAAGAAGGAAAGGAUCUUCGGUGACUCUUGAUGACUUCACUGAUUAUGCUUGAGUGCUGGUCGUGUUGUAAUAGUCAAUGUCAAUGAUAUGAAUUGGUUGUUAUUUUAUGGACCAGUCUGAGCAUGUUGUCAACUCUAUCACAAUGGUGCCCUUCCAUGGCAAAAACAUUGUGCUAGCUAUUGUUCAGAUAGUCUGUCAAGGGCUGAUUGCUUGGUAAAAUCCCACACACAAUGGUUUCAUUCAGUGAAGGGGAGUUUGUGCAUUUACAGUUAUCAUAUACCCACAUUUGUCUAUAGUGAUUCAUUUACAAAAGCAUAUUCUCUAGUUUUGUCAAUUAAAAGCACAGGAGACAAGAAAUAUCAUCAGUGACAUUUCACUAAUUAUACUCCCUAGCAGGAUGUGCAUUUGGCAUGCCUUAUACCCCCCCCCCAGUCUGCCUUGAUAUCACCCCUCCCCCUUUCCUGCCAACUAGAUCUGCACCUGGAGCCCACUGAUUUACAUGUAUAUGUAACUUUUAUGAAGCAAUGCCACUUAACAUCACUUUAGUCCUGACCAAAUUUUGUUGGUAAAAUUCAGUGCAGAAUUUUAACUGGCACAUGUACCUUUCCAAGUGAUUCACCAAUUUAAUCCAUUUAUGCCGUGCACCGUUAGAUUAAAAGACCUUCCCAAAAAAAUACAUUUGAAGUAAAUAUCCAUUGAUUUGAAAUAAUUAAAUUCCCAGUCUGUGCAUGUGAAUUGUUCAAGUCUUAUUCCCAAGGUUUUAGCAAGCCUUACCCUUGUUGGGUCUGUUUAAAGCUCACAUUCCAUAUCACUUACUGUAAGAAACUACAAUUCAUUAAAAGUAAUUAACUUGUAACAAAUUUAAUUAUGUUCAAGAAAUUAAAAACUUGUAACAAAGUUAAUGUCAAACUGGAAUGCUGUUCAUAUCAAUAAUUAAAAACAUUGAUGAAUUUGUAACACACGUUUCUUUUAACAAAUUGGUAGUUCUAGUGAUUGAUUGGGGAUAUAUGUUGGUGUGUUUGGUGUUUUUUUCUAAUUUAGAAAUCUUGUUUGAAAAUUUAAAAGACUUUAUGUGUAAUAUGUGAUUGAGCAAGAAGAACAUUGUCCUGGCAAGUUAAUUGGCUUCUCAGUGAGUAAGCCUUUUCAUGAAUAUAUAUGACAGAAUUGUCGGUAUAAAAUUGGUUAAAGCCUUUCACACCGUACGUCAGUUUUUAAUUGCAAUCCUUGAAAUCUGUUCCAUUUUAGUUAUUUUUAAUGUUCAUUGCCACUUAUGAGGGCCUUUUGGUACCAUUUUGCAAGAACAAAACUGUUACUAGACAGAAACUCGGUUUCACGUGCACUCAUUUCAGCAUUAAGUGACCUGAUUUGCAUGGUUUUUUGUUAUUGUUCUGCUUUCAGUGUUUCGUUGUAUGUCAGUAAAUAACACUCGGUGAGACAAUAAGAAAA